AUGGAGUCCUUACAGCGUUUGUUACAGGGAGCACGCAUGGGUGCUGGUGUCAUGGGCGACCAGCCUCUUGUUGAUAAUUCGGAAUGCGUUUAUAUCUCGUCCCUCGCGCUUCUGAAAAUGCUUCGUCACGGUCGCCACGGUACUCCCAUGGAAGUUAUGGGUUUGAUGUUGGGCGAAUUCGUGGACGAUUUUACUGUUCGUGUCGUUGAUGUGUUUGCCAUGCCCCAGUCAGGUACUGGUGUUAGUGUAGAAGCCGUGGACCCUGUUUUCCAAAAAAACAUGAUGGAUAUGCUCAAACAAACUGGUCGACCCGAAAUGGUGGUCGGUUGGUAUCACUCUCACCCUGGUUUUGGUUGCUGGCUUUCUAGUGUGGAUAUCAAUACUCAACAAUCUUUUGAACAAUUGACUCCUCGCGCUGUCGCUGUCGUUGUAGAUCCCAUUCAAUCCGUCAAAGGUAAAGUUGUCAUCGAUGCUUUUCGCUUAAUUAAUCCUUCCACUUUAAUGAUGGGUCAAGAGCCCAGACAAACGACCUCCAACUUAGGUCACAUCAAUAAACCCAGCAUCCAAGCUCUCAUCCACGGUUUGGGAAGGCAUUAUUACUCUCUCCGCAUCAAUUAUAAAAAGACUGAAUUGGAAGAACUUAUGCUUUUGAAUCUUCACAAGCAGCCUUGGGCUCACGGCCUUUUGUUGGACAAUUUUGAUACUUCUGCCAACAAAAAUCAAGCUACUAUGGAACGCAUGAAAUCUCUUUCUGAACAAUAUACAGAGCGUGUUCAGAAUGAAAUUUCCUUGACUCCUGAGCAACUUCGAAUCCAGUAUGUCGGUAAACAAGAUCCCAAAAAGCAUUUGGAUGCCGAAGUCUCCCAGUGUAUCGAUACAAACAUUUCUUCCAUGUUGGCUGGCAUGUUAGAUUCUGUUGUAUUUUAA
Schizosaccharomyces osmophilus is the source of this 927-nucleotide messenger RNA. RefSeq names its product 19S proteasome regulatory subunit, ubiquitin-specific protease subunit Rpn11 (gene rpn11). Gene Ontology annotation, cellular component: proteasome regulatory particle, lid subcomplex. Lineage: Eukaryota; Fungi; Ascomycota; Schizosaccharomycetes; Schizosaccharomycetales; Schizosaccharomycetaceae. The transcript has a single exon. The record is from RefSeq and is a predicted model, not a curated record. Gene Ontology annotation, molecular function: proteasome binding; protein binding; metallopeptidase activity. Gene Ontology annotation, biological process: proteasome-mediated ubiquitin-dependent protein catabolic process; protein deubiquitination. Bases 1 to 927 code for a protein of 308 amino acids.